This is a messenger RNA of Daphnia magna, 3131 nucleotides long. Its product is annotated as protein translocase subunit SecA 2-like. The record is from RefSeq and is a predicted model, not a curated record. Gene Ontology annotation, molecular function: ABC-type protein transporter activity; ATP binding. Gene Ontology annotation, biological process: protein import; protein targeting. Lineage: Eukaryota; Metazoa; Arthropoda; Branchiopoda; Diplostraca; Daphniidae. Gene Ontology annotation, cellular component: membrane.
GAGCCAAGAAGCCAAUGGAGCCAGAAGGACAUCGAUAACUGGGUGACUAAUAUUAAAGAAUGCAGAGCAGAGGUAGAUCUUGUCGAUUUCCUUUCGGUGGCCUUCCGGGCGGUGCAGUUGCAAAUGAAUUGCCAAUUGCGCGACUCGCAGAUGCUUGCCAUUUUAAUGUUCGUGACGCCGAGCGAGAAACAAAGACUGCAACGCCGAAUGGCGCAAAUCUCCACGGGCGAGGGCAAAACGCUGAUUACCACCUUGCUGGUCAUCUAUCACGUGCUUUCCAACUGGUCGAACGGGAGACGCCUCGUCGACGUCAUCACCAGUUCACCGGUUCUAGCCGUGGACAACGUCAUCGAGAUGAAGAGGUUCUACGAAGUUUUCGGCGUCGGCGUGCAGAACAACUGCGACGCAACCUGCUCCGAUGACGAGGAGUUGCGCAGGAAGCGCUACAACACGGACGUCGUGUACGGUGACCUGUCCAGCUUCCAGCGCGACAUCCUCUUGAGUCGAUUCUUCUCCGAUCGCGACAUCACCUGCAACCGGGAAGCUGGAGCCGUCGUCGUCGACGAGGUAGACAGCAUGCUUUUGGAUAAAGGUGAAAACAUCUUGUACUUGUCGCACAAGAUACCCGAAAUGGACGACCUCGUUCAGGUGUUCGUCGAGAUAUGGCAUACCGUCCACGAUCCGUCGGUCGCUGCUGGAGACGAGAGAGCACAAGCCACUGUGUACGAGAGCGUAAAGGAACGCGUUGAGAACGGCGACAUCCGCGUUCCCAAGUGCCUCGAAUCCUUCGUCCUGCGCUACCUGCUGGUGUGGACGCGCAACGCGUUCAGGGCCAAGAAGGUGACCAAAGAUUCGUACAAAGUGGACGACGUCGGCGACGGCCGUGGACAGCAGAUCGUCAUCAUGGACAAGGAGACGGGUGUGGAACAAGUGCAAAUGCAAUGGUCGCACGGACUUCAUCAGUUUCUUCAGUUGAAGCACGCUCUGAAAUUGAGCCCCAUUUCGCUGAAGGCCGUUUUCAUGUCCAACGUGGGCUUCUUCGAGCAGCGCAAAAACGCCGCCCUGUACGGAAUGACGGGCACACUUGGCUCCACCGCCGAGUGCAAACUGUUGGGCGACGUGUUCCGCGUCGAUUUCUUCAAGAUGCCUCGUUUCCGGCGUCGCUUUUGCCUAGAAGAGGAUCACCUCUUAUCUCCCACGAGGAGCCAGUGGUUGGACAAUUUAGUAGGCGCAACCAAAGCCCAGGUGGAUGCGAAACGAGCCGUGCUGGUUGUAUGCGAGAAUAUUGCCUCGGCAGAAGCCGCCUACAAUAAGCUUUUGUUUGCGUAUAAACAAGAGGAUCAAAGUAAGAAAGGGAUGGAGGCCACAAUUGGCGUUAAUAUCAGCAAAUACGUCAGUUCGUUCGACAAAGGAUUCCAAAAGAAACAACACGACUCCUCUCUGGCUCCCGGCGACAUCAUCGUGGCCACCAAUCUGGCCGGCAGAGGAACCGAUUUCAAGAUCAACGAGCAACUCGCCAAGAAUGGCGGGUUGCACGUCAUCAUAGGAUACAUGCCGGCCAACGCUCGUAUCGAGGCGCAAAUCGAGGGACGAGUGGCUAGAGCUGGUCAGCCUGGAAGUUUCCAGUUUGUCGUGUGGGACCCGACCGUCAGUGUGUCCAAGUCGGACGUCGCCUCGGAGCUUUGCGGCUUGAAAGUGAGGCGCGACGACCGAGAAUGCCGUCGGCUGGAACAAAUUCGCACUCGCGGUCUGCAGAAGAUCUUCCUGGAAGAAGAACUGUUCAAGAAAUUUCACGAGGAGAUCUACAACGUGGCGAGGAAGAUGUUGCGUCAAAAUACCUCACCGGACGGCGAAUUGCAGUUGAAAUUUUUGACCAACAACUGGGCGCUCUGGUUGGAUGAUAACGCCGAUCACAUCGACAACAUUCACGUACGCAAAUCGGACACCGUCUACGCGAAUUUCAAGUCAUUUCAAACGAAAUGCCUCGCGUCGGCCGGUGAGUCAGCCGGUAGUUUUGCGCGGUUCGCAUCGACGCCAUCUGAGCUGAUGAUUCUUGGCGAUUUUUUUGAAAAGACGAAAGAAACUGAACAUAAAGCGAAUCAUUGCUACAUACAGGUUGUCAAGAAAGAGCCGGACGAUUGCCCAGGUGCGCUCAUCCGUCAAGCGAAGCUGAUUUUGCGCGAAGCGGGCAGCGUCGAGAAGAGAAAAAGCGAAGCCACUGCUGAUCAGGGCGAGAACUUUGAUUGAAAACAAAAUCGGCCAGCUUUCCAUUUGUAACGAUUUGGUUAAGAAGACGUUGAAGACGCACGAAAAGUCCGGCAGCGUCAUGAUCAAUGAGAAUCGAUUCGAGGAACAGACAACCAAUUUGAUAAGUCUUUUACAGGUGCAUUUGACUGCCAUAGAUGACAUCUUGGGGCGGUCGGUUGUUGGCGCCCUGGCCAUGCAUUUUCCGAAGGAAGAAGAAAUGCAACACAUCUUAGCGCUAAUAACAGACGAGCUGAAACACAAAGGGCAUUGUAAGCCUUAUCGCUUGUCCAAAAGCGUGUCGGUGAGGUCGAUCGGUGUUGGCAAAGACAUGAGUGACGAUCACCAAACUGUUCUCUGGAUGGACUACGGUACAACGUCACAACAGAGACGGAUCCAUUGGCCAACGGAGAUGGCCCAGUACGAACGCGCCGUCGUUCAGCGCAUUGACGAAAGAAGAGACGCUCUGCGGCAAUCGUUCACCAAGUGCACGUUGACGGACGUGGUGGUCACCCAGAACCAGGUGUGGGAAGAGUUGGUCAAAGAAGGGUACGUAGUUCAGGAAAAGAUCAUCGACCAGGACGUUAUCCGUUGGGCGCAAUCGCAAAUUGAGGGUGAUUCUGCCGUCAAGGAUUUCCUCGAACGACUGCCAACAGAAUUGGACUGUUUGAAAACUGUUCUUGUGGAUUGGCUCAAGCGUCACGACGAAGAACCCUUCGACGAAGCCGUCACUCCGUUGAAGCUCGACAACGUCACUUUGAAGUCACUCGAGAGCUUCCUGAAGGAGAGCCAAAUCGUGAUUCACAUCAAUCAUAGGCAGGGCGUGCUCUCCAAAGAGAUAUCGUUCGAUCCGAACCGAACGAGCUCGCCCGUUGUAAGGCCUGUCG